Messenger RNA from Punica granatum (pomegranate), 1067 nucleotides. Lineage: Eukaryota; Viridiplantae; Streptophyta; Magnoliopsida; Myrtales; Lythraceae. The record is from RefSeq and is a predicted model, not a curated record.
GAUUCUCUCCUCGCCCUGGUUUCGAUGCUCCUCCAGUUGGUUGUUUUCUCUUCUUGCACAACUCUGCAAGGCACUUAGCUGCCUCGCAGACUAUUUCCAUCCCAUUACCCUGAAGAAUCAGCCCCGGGACUAUGAAUAACCCUCUCAACAUGAGCCACUUAACAGCAUUCGGUCAUGUCUUCUGCUUCCGUCUCUCCUCAUCCCUCUCACUUGUACUGUUAGGCUGCAUGCCUCGGAGCAAGGACUCAUACGGACGUACUUAUAUCAGGGAGCUAGGUCCUGUACUUGUAUGAGGUUGCAAUUUCGAACUUGGUGGUCAUUCGAGCUAGAAAGGAGGUAACUGUUAUCCUCCGAACAAGGACUCAUAUUCAUAUCGGGUUGCAGUUCAAACUUGGUGGUCAUGCAAGUUAGAAGUGCAUAAGUCGAACGGGAAGAGAUGAGCCUGAGAGGGAUUCCUCUAAGCUUGCCGAACUGAAUGCAUUCUCUUCACUAGGCCCCACAUAUCCCAGCCCUCAAGCCCGUCUUCAUGAGCUCUCUCACUUGGAGUAUGGACCUCCCAAAGGAGGAGCACCGGAGAGGAGGGGAUCCGGAGUUGGCCCUUCAAUUUGCCCGUCGUCCGCAACUGGAGAAACGUUACGAGUAUUUUCUCAGAAUGGCUAAGCUGGCAUCCAAGUUCUUCAUCAACCCCUCAACGGGCCAGCCCAAUGUGUCAGGCCUGAUCAUGGCAGAGGCCGCUGGCUUCAAGACUGAGCUGAGUCAGUUGAAAAGGUUCGACGAUCGCCUGCGCACAAAGAUUCUUAAUGCUGUUGAUGUACCUCAUGGAGGGGAAGACGGGUUCAAUCGCUUUCUGCCUGCUGAUAUCUGGUUGGAACCAAUAUGGUCUUUUAGAUAGAAAUGGUAUGGUCUUGUUUAGGGUAGACCUUGUAGUAUGCUUCAAGGAUUAAACUAAGGGUUCUAUACCAGGUUAAUUAUACUUUAUGGCAUGAAACUCUUCGUUCAUGGGUGAAACUCUUUGUCUAAUUAACUUUUCACCGGUAAUGUUAUGAUCGUACUAUCAGUUUGAUUGA